AUGUCCAAAUCUACUCAAUAUGUCUUUGCUGUCCUGCUGCUUCUUCUGCCUAUGGUACUCGCAAAAUCAAAGGCAUACGUGGAAUUGAUCAAUGGAACACCAUAUGAUUGGCACUUGAUAUCUCAUGCAAAGCAUCGCAUGAAAUGGUCCCCCCAGACCAUUAUCCCAUCUGGCACCAGCUCCGAAUCCUGUAUCUCAUGGAUUCUCAACCAACCAGACGCAUCUGCAGAAGCAACCUAUCGUAUCGAUAAUCCCACAUCCUCUGAAUCUUUCACCAUAAGUGCCAUUCAAGACCCAACGCAACUGCAAGUUCACUACCAUGAAAAUCUCACUUCUCUCAAUAAUCCCCAAUAUUCAACCAUCAACCUAGGAUUUAUGGACCGCCAUGCCCACCCCUUCAUCCUCGCAGGAAACGGCACUCAAACUCCCUACAUUAGCACCAAACCCCCAGUCGCCUGGAUGCAAAGCACGCUCUCUACGCUCUCCCUCAAAACCCUCCGCGAAAUCACCAUGCCCAUGUCCCACGACGCCGGCGCAAAUGUCGUCACCCACCCUCUCAACGGACCAGGUACACUCCACAACACGCAAACGCAAUCAGAUUCCAUAUACUGGCAACUUGUGCACGGAGCCCGCUGGCUGGAUAUCCGCCCUGCGCUCUACUGGAAAAAAUGGAUGACGUACCAUGGUACGUAUGCCGCAGGUAGCAUGUGGGGAGCCACGGGACAGAGUAUCGAGAGCAUGAUCGAAGAUAUAAAUUAUUUCACGCGGAAAUAUCCCGGAGAAUUAAUCGUGCUUGAUAUUUCGCACGAUGCGAUUGCGAGGCGUAGAUGGAAGGGAUUUAGCGAGGAUGAUUGGAUGAAGUUUUAUGGAAUAUUGAGUGGGAUUUUUGAUCUUUGGGUUGAACCGCAGGGUUCGCAGUGGGAUUUGUCGAGUGUGCCUUUUGGGACGUUUGUGAAGGAGGGUGGCAAGAGUACGGUGUUGGUGAGGGUUCCUUGUGGUGCUCCGGCUUGGUCUUCUGUGCUGGAAACGAGAGAUGUAGAUACCGCUCUCUCGGCAUUUUCAUCUGGCUGCGAUCCUGUUGUCCAGGAUAUCGAUCUUGCUUCUCUUAACACUACAAAUUAUUCAUACUCGCAGAAGUCAUCUCGCUCCUUUUAUAAACGGGAUGUUUCUAAUUCUCCUGAAAAUACUCACCACCAAAGCACCUCCCUAACCCCCAGCUCCCCAGCAACCCUAAACUUCACCCCCAUCCCCGCCUUCCGACUCCCUAUAACCGGCACCUUCUCGCACACCUCCUCCCCCAAAACCCUCGUAACCACGCAACUCGAAAAACUCUCCCAACACAAACUAUCAUUCCCCAACACCAAUCCUAGUCCCAACAUCGACCCAUCCCCAACCCCCAACCCCAGCCCCAUCCACAAACUCUCCUGGAUCCUCACGCAACCACUCGCCGUCCAAGCCGACAGGCGCACAUGGCGAAAUUCUAUACUUGGCUAUGCGGUAUCGGCGCAUAGGGAAUUAUAUUCUAAUUUCGAAGCGUUGGUUUCUGGGGGGAGGAAAAUGAGAGAAAGGGAGGGGGGAGAAGGGGGAGAAAGAGGAAGAGGAAGAGCGGGAGAGGGAAAACCGAAUUUGAUCGAGGUGGAUUAUAUUAGGAGUUGUGAUGUUGCAGCUUUGGCUAUGGGAGUUAAUGUUUGGGGGGAAUGGGAGAGAGAGGGAGAGGCAGAGGGGAAGGAGUAG
Sclerotinia sclerotiorum 1980 UF-70 is the source of this 1734-nucleotide messenger RNA. RefSeq lists its product as hypothetical. NCBI's taxonomy places the organism in Eukaryota, Fungi, Ascomycota, Leotiomycetes, Helotiales, Sclerotiniaceae. Gene Ontology annotation, biological process: lipid metabolic process. The transcript has 3 exons. Gene Ontology annotation, molecular function: phosphoric diester hydrolase activity. The record is from RefSeq and is a predicted model, not a curated record. Bases 1 to 1734 code for a protein of 577 amino acids.